Messenger RNA from Cuscuta epithymum, 1642 nucleotides. NCBI's taxonomy places the organism in Eukaryota, Viridiplantae, Streptophyta, Magnoliopsida, Solanales, Convolvulaceae. The record is from the annotation of a GenBank genome assembly.
UCCCCUUUUCUACAUGGUAUCAGAGCGGGAAUAUAUUCCUUGCGUGUUUCAUUGAUUUUUUUUCCCUUCUUUUUCAUUGUCUACGACAAUUUCUUCUGCUCCGCACAGUUGUUGCAACUGUUGACUCGUUUUUUUCUGCCUCAAUGGUGAACGACGGACAACAACAUGAUGUCAUCCGACGUAAAAUUAAUGACCCAUCUUCGCCCUAUUAUAUUCAUCCCUCCGACUUUCCGGGAUUGAAUAUUUGUGGGGUGACAUUGAAAGGCGAAGCGAAUUUCAGAGAAUGGGCCAUUGCGAUGAAAAAUGCAUUCAGAUCAAAACGGAAGUUGGGAUUUCUUGAUGGGACCAUCCCGAUGCCGACGGAGGAGCCCGAAGAUCUUGAUGAUUGGAUCACUAUGAAUUCUAUGCUCGUCGGGUGGAUCAUGACUUCCAUCAAUCCUUCGUUACGAUCCAACAUAGCUUUUAUGGACAAUGUUAUGGAUCUGUGGGACGACUUGAAGACCCGUUUUGAUGUUGGCGACCCCAUGCGUAUCUAUGAACUCAAGGAAGCUAUCCGUGGGUGUCGGCAACAGGGACAGAGUGUGACAAAUUACUAUGGACGACUCAAAGGUAUAUGGGAUGAUUUUGACGGCUUCCGUGUUAUCCCAAAAUGCACUUGUGGGGGCUGCACGUGCAAUCUUGAAAGUAAAUUUUACCAACAAAUUGAAAUUGAAAAAACCCAUGAUUUUCUUAUGGGUCUGGACAGUGAAUCUUAUGGAGUUCUUCGCUCCAAUAUUUUGAGCUCCAAUGAACUGCCAAGCCUAUCAAAGGUCUACCAAAUGGUGGUUCAAGAAGAAAGGCACCGGAACAUGAUACGUAUCCGAGAUGAGAAGGUUGAUGCUAUAGCUUUUACCGCUCGAGAUGUAUCUCGCAUGAGUAUGCCAUCUGGACGGGAUAUCAAACUUACAUGCAGCUUUUGUAAGAAAACUGGUCAUGACUAUGACCAUUGUUUUAAGCGGACCGGGAAAUAUCCCGACUGGUGGUAUGAGAAUGAGAGUCGUGGACGAGGGAAAGGGCAAGCCCAAGGCAGCGGAAAAGCAGUCGCUGGAAGACCACUUGCUGGACGGCAGCCGCAGCCUACACGAGAUAGUAAAAUUGCAUGUGUCGUGCGUCCAAAAGAGGAAGGUGGCAGCAGCAAGAAUUUUGUUCCAGAACUCACUAGUGAUCAGUGGCAAGCUAUUCUUAAUAUGGUGAACAAUCAGAAAGCAACAGAGACUGAGAAACUUGAAGGACCUACUUACGAAGAUGCCGAUUGGACUGGGUAAAUGGCGCGGCGGAGUCUAUUAUUUCAUUGGUGCGAGUCCGGCAGUUGUUUCUACAGUGGCGGUCCAAGAGACAAAGGAUUUGUGGCAUGCUCGGUUAGGACAUCCAUCCUCACAAGUUCUUCGCAUGAUCCCUUCUUUACCUAAGUUUUCAUCUACUGCAACUAGUAGUAAACUUUGUGAUGCUUGUAUGAGAGCAAAACAAACUCGUGAUGUAUUUGAACCUUCUCUUGCUCGUGCUAAUAAUGCAUUUGAUUUAAUUCACUGUGAUGUUUGGGGUCCAUAUCGUGUCAAGUCCAGUUGUGGUGCGCGUUAUUUUCUUACUAUUAUCGAUGAUUAUU